Messenger RNA from Cydia pomonella (codling moth), 1045 nucleotides. RefSeq names its product 27 kDa glycoprotein-like. The transcript is spliced from 7 exons. The record is from RefSeq and is a predicted model, not a curated record. Bases 94 to 759 code for a protein of 221 amino acids. Lineage: Eukaryota; Metazoa; Arthropoda; Insecta; Lepidoptera; Tortricidae.
ACCUGUACUUAAUAUAUUUUUUUAUUACAUACUUGCCUGUACUUACCUGUACUUAAUAUAUUUUUUAAAGAUUAUUUAGUUUCGUGUGUCGCCAUGUUGUUGAAACUCGCCUUCGCCGCCGUAAUGGCAGUUGGAAUCCUGGGGCACACAGUUCCCGAGGAGGACAGGUGGAUUAAUGCGCUCAUCACGACUGACUUUUGCGAAAGUGGAAAGUUCCAACAAGUGCAGGCUUCCAUGUCAACAUUCAAGCAAUGUGUGACAAAUGUGUAUUCUGACGAGAAUUUCAGGAAUGAGAUUAGAGUGGCGAAGUUCUAUGAUAACCAGGCCAAAAUGGUUAAGGCGUUCUGCGACAGAUCAGCACAGGUGAAGUCCUGCGUCCGACCACUAGUUACAAGCAUGACGCCGUGUUUCACGGCCAGUGGGUUACGCACUACACAAAAUAUUUUUGAUAAAUUACUCGACUUCUUUUGCCUUAACGAUGGAGCGAACACAAUUUCGUUCAUUAAGGAAGGUGGUUCAGAAUGUCUGGAACAGAAGCGAUCAGAUUUCGCAACCUGCAAAAAUAACAAGACACCUGAGAUCACUCGGCUCAUUGGUGUGUAUGGAAGUGGGCCGGCAAUUCCUGAAAAGGAGAGAUGCAAACUAGACAAACAAGAAAACGAAUGUGAGUUUGCCGCAGUGAAAAGCUGCGGGAAACCCAAUCUCGAUAAACUUUUGCAACAGCUAUUUAAUUCCAUCGAUUUGAACUGCGAGGAAUAAAUUAACAAAUACUGAAACCCUGAAACCGGCUUGGACCAGGAGAUUUAACGUUAAAAUUUCCCUUUGAAUGAAAAUUUCCAUUAAAAGUGGCCCAUGUUCACUGUUUUUGAGUGUAGGUUAGUAGUUCUAGUUAUAAAUAAACUUACCUAGAAAAAUUGUUAAUAAAUUCGCUGAUGAUAUUACUCCGUACUGAAUAAUAACAGAUUACUUCGUGUAUACAAUUUUUGUUUGGGUUUUUAUGUAUAUCAUAUGUACUUUUAUCACUGGAUUACAUAAACAUGGCAUA